AUGGCUACAUCGCUGACAACCUGCUCCUCUAGCUUAAAGGGCGAGGAAGAAGCCAAUCGCAUCACAGAUGUCAAGUCAACUGAGAAGCAUAUCGAGGAUGUCUCGGAAUAUAAUGAGCAGCCGCCUGCCGAUGGCGUCUAUAUCGCGCCGGCAGAGAUUCAGGCGCGGUUCGAGCUUUUGCGUGAGCUGAGCCUGGAGCAGAUGGACGUACUCAAUAAGCGUGUUCUGAAGAGGAUUGACUGGCACAUGAUGCCCUGCGUCACACUCAUGUUUCUAAUGAAUUAUCUCGACCGGAUCAAUGUUUCCAAUGCCCGUCUUGCCGGGCUACAGAGCGAUUUGAAUAUGAGCGAUACUGUUUGGAAUGCUGGCAUCUCGACAUUCUAUGUUGGCUACCUCGUUGGUCAGCUUCCUGGAAACUUACUGAUGGCUAAGUCAAACCCACGUUGGUUCCUUCCAAUCAUAAUGCUCAUGUGGAGUUGUGGCACCAUUUGUAUGCCUGCUAUGACCAAUGGCGUCGGGUUCUGCGUGGUUCGAUUCUUCAUUGGCCUAGCUGAGGCACCUUUUUUCCUGCUCUCACUCUACGAAGAGUCUCCGAUGCGCAUGGCCAUCUGGCAUGCUGGGAACACCAUAUCCAAUAUCAUCUCCGGAUUCUUAGCUGCUGGGGUUCUCGAGAAUAUGGAUGGCAUUAGCGGUCUGCAUGCAUGGCAGUGGUUCUUUUUGAUCGAGGGGAUAGCAUCGAUUCUUGUUGCUGUCGCAUCGUUCAUCUUCUUACCCGCCUGGCCGCAUAACACUCGUUUCAUGUCCGAGGAAGAAAGCCAGAUGGCACAAUACCGUGUGCUCGUGUCCAAUGGUGGACGGGAUGAAACCGUUGGAGGCACUUGGGAUGGACUCAAGGACGCCGUCAAGGACCCUUUCACAUGGUUCUUUUGCCUCAUGCACUUUGCACUCGUUACUGCCCAAAGCUUCAAAGAUUUCUUGCCGUCGAUCAUAAAAACAUUUGGUUUCGACACCAUGACCACGUACCUCGUCCAAGCCCCUCCAUAUGCUAUUGCCUAUAUCUUUGCCUGCGCCGCAGCGUGGUCCUGUGGCAGACUCCAAGAGUCAACUUGGCACAUAGUCAUUCCUAUAAUCAUCUCUGCCGCUGGGUGCAGUAUUCUGAUCAGCACCCUGAACGUCGGCGCGCGGUACUUUGGAAUUGUCUUACUCAUAUGCGGCACUUACAGUGGGCUCAACCUACAGUUGUCUUGGGAGACUACCGUGGUUCCCUCGCCGCGAGCGAAGAAAGCUGCUCUCAUCGCGAUUGCCAACUGCAUCAGCCAGUCCAGUCACUGGUUCAGCCCCUACUUCUAUCCAACCAGCCAAGAGCCAUUUUACCGUAUGGGUGGCGGUUUGGUACUCAUGGGGUGUGCACUGGUGGCGCUGUCUGCCUUUGCUGUUAACUGGAGGGGUAGGAGGCUUAAUAAAAAGUUGGACGAAGCCGAGGGGUGGACGAUGCACUCGGGUAGCGAGAGAGGCUGGAGGUACAAACUCUAA
Messenger RNA from Aspergillus nomiae NRRL 13137, 1533 nucleotides. Its product is annotated as vitamin H transporter. Gene Ontology annotation, molecular function: transmembrane transporter activity. Lineage: Eukaryota; Fungi; Ascomycota; Eurotiomycetes; Eurotiales; Aspergillaceae. Gene Ontology annotation, cellular component: membrane. The record is from RefSeq and is a predicted model, not a curated record. The coding region runs from base 1 to 1533 and encodes 510 amino acids. The transcript is spliced from 5 exons. Gene Ontology annotation, biological process: transmembrane transport.